CUGAACGGCAACUGACGUUGAACCGGGGGAUCGGCAUGUCCCGAUGCCUCGUGGAGCAAGCAGGCUACAAGCGACAGGGGGUAUUGAAGAGCCGGAGCCGGAGAGCGGCCGGGACUUUAUUCCGGCGACCUUCUCGAUCGGGUACUCAAUCCCGACAUCCCUUCCGAGUGGAAAUCUGUUGGAACCGCUACGCCGGCUCAGGAAGAUGAAGCUAUCACGAUGUAAGCAAUGCGUAUAAUUGGAAUCAAUCGUGGUGUUGAGGAUG
Molecule: messenger RNA, 265 nt
Organism: Thermothielavioides terrestris NRRL 8126
Lineage: Eukaryota; Fungi; Ascomycota; Sordariomycetes; Sordariales; Chaetomiaceae
Exons: 1
Coding region: 44-238 (64 amino acids)
Source: RefSeq, a predicted model, not a curated record